UGCGCAGUUUGAGAUAAUUUGAGACCGACUAUACGAAGUGUCCAACCGAUUGUCCAGCAUGUCUCACAUCCUGGGCAGCGCGGAGGACCUUGCGUCCAAAGACCUGGACAGCCUGGACUACGUGGCGUGUACCAAGGAAGCGUUCACGGACGCGGACGAGGUUUUCCGGUUGAUCGGUGAGGUGUCCGACGCGGAUUCCGUUCGAGCUGAGCUCCAGCUGACCCAGUUCACCAAGCUACUGUCCCAGUACCAGCUGCAGCCGCACCUCCUCGACAGCCACCUUGAGAAAAUCCUACACAGGCUCAUCGGGAUCGUCAAGGACGGGCAAACGUCCGUCGACCUGAAGCAUGAGGCCUUCAAGUACCUGGUCGUCGUGUCCCACGUCCGGGGGUACAAGACUGUCGCCAGGAUGCUGCCUCACGAGGUGUCAGAUUUGGAGCCUGUACUUCGGAUGCUGAUGGAGCAGGACGCUGGCAAUGUAAACACUUGGGCCACCAGACAUAUGCUGCUCCUCUGGUUGUCCAUCAUUGUCAUGAUGCCUUUCCACAUGUCCAAGCUGGACAGCUUCACUGCUAGCGAGGCCAACGGGCGGAAAACCACGAUGGAAAAGAUUCUGGAUGUUUGCAAACAGUAUCUCUCAGUGUUGGAUUCUUGCCACCGACCUGCAGCAUUCCUAACCUCGCGAUUUUUAACAAGGUCUGACGUGAUUAAACCGCACUUGGGCAUCUUCUUUGACUGGGCAAAUAAGCUGGAGGGAAACCCACCAGCAGGAGUUAUGGCAGCAGUCUGCUGGAUUUUCAAGCAUGGCAAGAGAGACGACCUGCUGCCUUUCGCCACUCCUAUGCUCCGCUGGGCUCAGAAGUGCACAAAGGGAGAUCAAAUGUUUUCCCUUACCCACAAGUUCGCGAUGAAACUGAUUCAAAGGAUUGGUCUUACCUAUUUGAAACCCAGGAUUGCACCCUGGAGAUACCAGAGAGGCAGUCGCUCUCUGGCCGACAACCUGAAAACUGUAGCAUCUGUUGAAAGCUCAUCUGAGAGUACAGCUGAACCAGAAGACGAAGACUUUGAAGUCCCUGAUGAGCUGGAGGAAGUCGUAGAAGAGUUGAUUCAGGGUCUGCGGCACACUGACCUUGUGGUCAGGUGGUCAGCGGCUAAGGGCCUUGGUAGGAUCACCGUGCGCUUGCCCAAAGAGCUGGGGGAUGAAGUGGUCGCAUCAGUUCUGGCAGUCAUGAACGCCAGGGAGGUUCCACAUGCCUGGCAUGGUGGAUGUUUGGCCCUGGCAGAACUAGGUAGACGCGGUCUUCUUCUUCCCUCCCGCUUGCCUGAGGUUGUCCCAAUCGUUUUGAAGGCUUUGGCUUUUGACGAAAAAAGAGCCAAUUUACCUGUCGGAGCGGUGAUUAGAGACUCAGCUUGCUAUGUCUGUUGGGCUUUUGCUCGGGCCUUUGACAAAGAUGUUUUGGAGCCUUACAUCAACAGUAUUGCCAGCGCUCUGGUCGUGGUCACAGUAUUUGAUCGAGAGAUUAACUGUCGAAGAGCAGCAUCUGCCGCUUUCCAAGAGAACGUUGGAAGGCAAGGUACAUUUCCUCAUGGACUCGAAAUCAUCACCACCGCUGACUUCUUUUCUGUUGGAAUAAGACACAAUGCCUUCUUGGAGAUAUCGGUUCAGAUCGCGCAAUUUGAGGAGUAUACCCUGCCUCUGAUUGACCACCUGCUGCAGAAAAAGGUUGAUCACUGGGAUAUUUCUAUCCGCGAGUUGGCAGCUAAGGCUCUGCACAAACUGACGCCUCUUGCCCCUGAGUACAUGGCGAAAAUAGUGCUUCCUGAGCUGCUCCGCCUCACCUCUUCUAUUGAUCUGCACACUCGCCAUGGAUCGAUAACCGCUGUAGGAGAAGUUCUGGCUGGUUUUUCAAAAUGCCCGCAAGAAAAGGAAAUGAUGAAAUUGUUAGAUGAUGCCACUUUGACUGAAACAAGAGACUUGGUGACUCAGAUUGGCAAAAGGCACCAAUUCCAAGGCAUGGGAGGGGAUUUGAUGAGACAGGCUGUGCUGAGCUUCAUCAAGAAUGCCUCCAUCGCCAAAAUGCCUUUCCACGAGCACACUCAAACAUUAGAGGACUGGCAGAAGGUCAUGAUAGACUCGAUGAAGCAAGUUGAUCCACAGACCAGAACAAGGUCUGUUGAAGCUCUGCCAGCAUUCUGCGAGCACUUCUGCAAAGACCUCGAGGGCAAAAUCCUGCCUCGACAGUCAACACUGAUAACCAUAUUGCUAGAGGCUCUGUCAAACAUACAGGCUGAAACUACCCGCAUGGGUUUCUGCAAAGCCGUUGGCGCUUUGCCAAGAUUUAUGUUUGAAGGGGUGAGCGCGUCGGUUAUUCACACACUUGCGAAAUGUUCCGAAAUCACAGCUGAAACGACAAAAUGGACUGAAAGCAGAAGGGAUGCUCUACUGGCCCUUUCUGCCGUUUGCGCCACAACAGGCACAACUCCAUCUGCCCAAGGGGAUGAAAGUUGGUGGUAUCCUAACCAAUCGGCCAUAGUUUUUCACCGUUUCAUUGAUGGCCUUAAUGACUACACCAGAGACAGCCGCGGUGAUGUUGGAGCUUGGGUCCGGGAAGCUUCCAUGUCCGGUCUUCAGAGCACAGUGCAGCUGGCGUUGAUCUCUAAACCUUGUGUUCUGACUGAAGAGCUGAUGACUACAGUGGUUGGCAUGGUAUCCCGAAACGCUGUUGAGAGAAUUGACAGGACCAGGAAACAUGCUGGCAAGGUCUUUAGCAAUCUUUUAUACAGCCAUCCAACCAACAACAAAAUUCCCUGCCUUGAGUCUCUCCUGCAAAUCUUCACACUUGAAAUCUGCCGCGAAAUCAACUGGAGCGCUGAAGUUCAGACUUUUCCACUCUUCACCCGCAUGCUCGCCCUCCCACCUUACACGAGCCACAUUCUAAUGGGACUUGUUGCCAGCGUCGGUGGACUUACUGAAUCUCUGGUGAAGCAUUCAAGCAGCGCAUUGUUUGAAUAUCUCGGCCAGCAGUCACGUGAAGAGUUGGCCCGCAUUUCAAAGUGCAUUUUGAACAUCUUUGAGGAGCAUCAGGGUCAAAACAGAAUCACAGAGCCUCUUAUGCGCUUCCUUGACCGUCUGUUUUGCUCAAGAGUGCUGGUCGAGCAAGAUGGAACUCUGCCUGCUGAUUUUGCCAUCAACCUGGUCAAAUUGGUGUCCAAGGAAACGGCCAGGUGCUCUUCAGUACCCAAAUACCUUGCAGCCAUUCCUGUCCUUUGCCAAGUUGCAGCCAUCAGAGCUGAGAAAAAGGCAAGCGACACUGCGCUGUCAUACUUGGCAAUUUACUUGUGCCACAACUAUCCCCGCGUGCGUGGCUUUACUGCAGAGCAAAUGUACGAGGCGAUCAUGGUCGCGCAAGAUGACGGUUUCUCUGACUUGAGCCCAGAGGUCGUUCUUGGUCUACUCAGCGAGACCGACUGGACUUACGGCAAGAUUUCUGAUCUGCAGCCAAUCCGCAAUGAUAUAUGCGAUAAGCUGCAAAUUCCGAAACCAAAACGCGUGCAGAAGAAAACGACUUAAGCUCCCUCUGAGUUUCACACCAUUUUUGCAUGUUUGAUAACUCACACUAUUAAUCUGUGUUACGUUACUAAAGUUAUGUUAUUUUUAUUUUUACUUUUGCACUAAAUUUCAAAUUUUGGUAUGAGCACUGAAAUAACGAUAUUAUUUAGAGCUGAAAGCACCAAAUUAACAUUAUUGUUAUAUGUAUGUGAUAAAAAAGCAUUUCAUGCGAAAAUUUUGCUUCUGCUGAAAUUUAAUUAAAAUAAAGAGUCGGUAAAAUA
Molecule: messenger RNA, 3831 nt
Organism: Cloeon dipterum
Lineage: Eukaryota; Metazoa; Arthropoda; Insecta; Ephemeroptera; Baetidae
Gene: TBCD
Product: tubulin folding cofactor D
Exons: 17
Coding region: 59-3571 (1170 amino acids)
Biological process (GO): adherens junction assembly; microtubule cytoskeleton organization; tubulin complex assembly
Cellular component (GO): lateral plasma membrane
Molecular function (GO): GTPase activator activity; beta-tubulin binding
Source: RefSeq, a predicted model, not a curated record